Messenger RNA from Paramuricea clavata, 12125 nucleotides. NCBI's taxonomy places the organism in Eukaryota, Metazoa, Cnidaria, Anthozoa, Malacalcyonacea, Plexauridae. The record is from the annotation of a GenBank genome assembly.
CAACAGGUAUGGGUCGUUCAAUGUUAACUACUCACAGUAUAAUAUAUGUAUAUAAAACAUUCGCAUUUUUUUCAAAGUAAACAAAGUUCUUAGCAUCUCGUUCUGUAAAGAUGUGCGCGAGACAGUCUUGCCAAAAGAUGAAUUUCAAAGUAUUUAUCGCAAGUUUUUGUCUUGUUGUGAUGGCGAAAUCAGAAAAUGCGUUUCAGUUCAGACAAGAAAGAAGUCUCGCCUCCGAGAAGGAUUUCACCCGUGGUAAGCUAUAAUUUGUGUAUGCAAAUUUGAGAUUUCGAUAAAGUCAUUUAAAUAAGGCUCACAAACAUAUAAUGGACCAUACUUAGUUAGCUACAUGUAUUCUGUAUACUUCGUUUGACCUACUUGAAUAGUUAUUCUAUAUAUAUAACGUACUAUUAAAAAGUUAAUUAACAUAAAAAGUCAACUUAGUCACAAAACAGUCACAAACUUGCCGUGUAGCUACUGUAUAUAGGUUUCAAUGAGUUAAUUAAAAUCAAUGCGUCAUAAGUAGUCAAAUAAAGAUCAGCAGUAGGUCUAACACACAUAGUAUAGGCGACUGAGAAUCACGACAAAGAUCGAAAUUGGAUCAUUCAGAAACAACACCUGAAUACCGGGUUAAGAGCGAAGACUCAUUGUUGGAAAAUUAGUAAAUUACUGUAUUAUUGGCUUGGUCUAAUACUGGCAUCUUCAAAAACCUAAGCAUGCAACCUUUAACAUUAGCGUAAAGUUUCAAUCAGUAUUAUUGCAAUCAGAAGCCUAAUAUAGCCAAACAAAUUUGUCUUAAUUAUUUGGGUCGGAAUUAUCUUGUUGUAGAAAUAGUUUUUCCUUUUUUAAUCGCAGCUACUUAUAGCCUACAUGCUCUUCAACUAAACUUAUACAAAAUGUCAACUUAAUAAUCUAAUUAAAACUUUCACGAUUGUGUCAAAAACAGUCAAAGCUAUACAAGAUUUAUUAUAAGUAUAUGGCAAAUGUUAACAAUUUCGAUCACCCAUCUGAACAGGCCUGCAUGGUGAACCCAAUAUUUUCAGAAUACACGACAAGUCAUGCUUUCACCAGAUUUUAGGAAAUUUCACAACAAGGAAUCCUAACUAAAUAUGCCAAGUAGGCGAAACCUACCAGGAAGACAAUAAAUUGCGGGGGUGAAAUCACUGAAUGAUAUUAAUUCGAAAUAGGGAUUGUCCUUUUUGGGCAUGUUUAUACACAUCACUCGGCUACUUCCGGCAUGUUUCUGGGAAGAACACAGAAGCCCAAGCCCAUCUACACGAUCAAUAUAUACUAAUAUAUUGAAAGGAUUAGUGUCACACCAUGGUAUCGUGGGCUUUUGUUAUUGUUUUACCUUACCCAGAAUACGCGACAAGUUCCUAUAGCAAACAUUUAGUAAGUGAUUUUAAUUAACAGAUUUUAGACAAAUUUCACAAUAGGGAUAUCCAACUAAUAUGCCUAAGUAGGCAAAAAUUACCAGGAAGACAAUACAUUGCGGGGGUGUAUUUAGCUACAAUAUAGACUGUACAAGGGAGCACAGCAGUAUUGUUUUCGAGACUUUCGUACCUGUAUAUGGCUGUAAAAUCUCUGAAUAGGUAGUCUUUGUCUUCUUUGGUUCGCUAAUUUGCAUAUAAACACUAAAACACUGUUUUUAAAUUCGUAAACAAGCCAACAAUUUCUUUAUAUUUUCGUAUUUUUACAUGGUCGUCCGCUGUACAUUGUAUCGCAUGUAACGGUUUUGUAAAUACGCGCGAAACUUACAAUAAGAAAUAGAGGGGAGUGAAACUGUGGGCACGUGAUCAAUAUUAACCAAUAACAUUUCUGGAUUUGAGAACCGCUUUCUCCAAGGUUUGUAGCAAAACCAAAUGCUUACAAUCAGAUUAGAGUCGACUGUAAAAGCCUACCAAAAACUGAUUUGUUCACAAUUCGUAAACAUUUUAACUCUGAUUUUUUUUUAAAUGUAUUAUAUCAUGCUUCUACUUCGAGAAUAUUGCCCAUGGCAUGUUUGAGAGUGGUAAUAAUAUACAUUUUGUCAUUAUUUAUCAAACUGUGAAUUGCGAUUUUUACGUAUAACGUAUUAAACACCGAAAUAUUCCCGUUUUAGUUUAUUGUAUGCUGGUUUUAUAUGGAUAAUUUCACAUUAGAAUAUUUGAAAAUGGCUUUAAUGUUAUAAAAUAACACAAAAUAUAACAAAAUCAUGACGAAAUGUCGAAAAUCUUUAGCCUGUUUAGUAUAUUCAUGUACUGAAAUAUGAUUUAAAAAAGACAAAUAUAUGGCAUACUAUACGAUCAACCACAGUUUGGAUUAACUAUGGAUCAACUCACGUUAAAAACAUGUGAACUGAAGCCAAGAUUGCAUAAUUCCAUAAUUAUAUAUCUAGCAGUGGCCUGUGCCUAGCAACGGUUGCUGUGCCUAGCAAUUUGCUACAGCGUCUGUCGAAAGAUUUUACCGGAUGUGCCCACAGUUUCACUCCCCUCUAUUUCUUAUUGUAAGUUUCGCGCGUAUUUACAAAACCGUUACAUGCGAUACAAUGUACAGCGGACGACCAUGUAAAAAUACGAAAAUAUAAAGAAAUUGUUGGCUUGUUUACGAAUUUAGUGUUUACGAAUUUAGUGAAAAAACAGUGUUUUAGUGUUUAUAUGCAAAUUAGCGAACCAAAGAAGACAAAGACUACCUAUUCAGAGAUUUUACAGCCAUAUACAGGUACGAAAGUCUCGAAAACAAUACUGCUGUGCUCCCUUGGACUGUAUAGUACAAUGUAUAAUACAGACGUUAUUUUUAAUACGGAUUAGCUUUUUGGGAAUGUUUAUCAGUUAACAUUUAAAACUCGGCUACUUCCUGCAAGUUUCUGGGAGGAGAUUUAGAUUUUAGAACAGAUUGAAAUUCGUUUCCUUUGCUCCCACAGACUUUUAUUUAAUUUUAUUGUGAUAUAAAAUGGUUUAAUUGCAUAUGCAUAAAAAUGUCUAUAUACAAAUGUCCACCAAUUUCUUUUACUUUCGUUCUUGCUCAAAUUUCGAAAACAUUGCCAGCUUGAAUUAUUGAGAUAGCUGUAUAUCAAUUGCCUAUACUUGUGAUGAAAUCAGUUUAAUUUAACCAAUAAAAUUGCUCGAAAUUAACAAGUAAUAAAAAUUCGGCCUUGGGCAGGAAUAUGGGAUACAAGUUUGGCAAACUAUACAAAAAAAUGAAAUAUUAAGUAAUAUUGAUACAUCAUCAUGUUAUCAGUGAAACAAAAUUCCGCAAAUUGUUUGCAAGGUUUAGCUCAGCUGUUGAAUAAUACUAGACGGCCUAGUCCGGACAAGUUGUUAAAUAAAAAAACUGUCUUUUAUUUCAUCUCUAAUUUAAUGCUCAAAGUAUUCAUCUGUAUUAAAAUUAAAUAUCUACGGUACCUUCUAUGUGGAAUCAGUUCUGAGAAUUUCUGAGAAUACCGCCAUGUUUCUGCCAUAGACCUAAAAAUGUCCCCCACCCCUCCGAAAAGUAAUAAGAAAAAUAGUUAAUAUGAAAGGAUACAAACUAUGUGGCGUAUUAGUCUUCUAACCCAAUCAGCUAUCAGGAACUCACAUCGUGUGACCGACACAAAUCGUAAAAUGCAGGAUGCUAUAAUAACGAUUUACGUCACGAUCUCACAAAAUAACAUUAUUUUCCAGACAGGAAUAGCUGAAAAGAUUUUAUUAAAAAGUUCGUUUUAUGGCUUUCCUAGGCUUUGGCCUAGCGUUUUAUCACAGUAGGGUUUUCACUUAAAAAAUUCCAAUUUUUGCUUCAGAAAAAACUAGCUUAAUUAAAGAUCGGCUUUUUACGGCAUAAUCCGCACUCAGAUUUUUCGUGUUCCCGUGACCUUAUUUGGUAAAACCACGUCAUUGUCUCAUAAUAUUAAUUAUUUAUUUAACAAUUUGUGACGUAACUCGAGACAAAUUGCAUUUGUCCUAUGGUCUGUGACAGGGACGCCGGAACUGGGGGGGCAGGGGGGGAGGCUGCCCCCCUUGCCUUUUGCUAGGGAGGCAGGGGGGGCAGAAGUGCCCUUUUAGUUGUAAAAUAAUACGUGAUAAAUCACAUUUCCAACAAUGCUUUUUGUAGGAAAAUCACGAGAUUCAGGUAAUUUAUAGUUUAUAUUUAUAAAAAUUUGGGGAAAUUUUUGGAAUUUAGAAAAAUAUUUUGAAGAAAUGGCGAAAAUUUAAGAUAUCCGGAAAAUUUUUUGGCUUCACGGAAAAUUUUUGUAUGUGCGGAAAAAAAUUUUGACCCCUAAAAUGGUACACUGACCGAAAAUUUUUUGGCGACGGGGGGGGGAGGUCGCCAAAAAAUUUUGCAGUAAAAAAAAAUUUUUCAUUAAAGGUGCCCUUGGUGUGCGUCCGCCCCCCUUUGCCCUAUUAUCGUUCCGGCGUCCCUGGUCUGUGAUUGUACAAGACAGAAGUCUUUCUGGCAUAAUUAGUUGCUGGGUGCGUGCUCGCCCUUAUUAUAUCAGUUGGAACAGCGACUGAAAAUUGAUGAAAAUGUACGGUCACAUACCUAAUCGUCGCAAGUAAAAUGCAAAUAUUAUAGUAUUAUCUACCUAUGUGUAGAUGUAUACAGCUAUUUCAAUUAAGGUUGUCCCCCGAGCAAAGCGGAAAAGUCGAAUACGAGCGAGAAAGGCUGCUGGGGAUCGCUAAUAAAUGAAUGAAUUUGAUUAGCGAUUCCCAGCAGCCUUUCGCGCUCGUAUUCGACUUUUCCGCUUUGCUCGGGGGACAACCUUAAUUGAAAUAGCUGUAUACAUGAUAAAGAAAAUGACUAAUCUAAGUUAUCGGGCAUUUUGUAUUUUCGUUUUAUGACGUCACUAGUUGUGCUUACGGUGGCAACAAAAGAAGAAAGUCUAAUAUCUCCAAAGCGUAUUCAAUGAAAUUAAAUGAAAUUUGGUACAGUUAGUAAGUGCACCUAAGCAACCAUUUUGGGGCGUUCAUAUGGUUGUCAUAGAAACAAAAUAGUUAUUAGUCUUUGUCCUAUUUAUCUAAUUCUUGGCUUCCGACGAAAAAGGAAGAAACUUUUGUAAUUUCCAUUUAUUAUCUCGUGUGUCCGGUCCCAAAUCCUUCGCAUGGAAGAACUUCGAUUUUGAACGUUUCCCGCACCCUAGCUGAUUUCUUGGCUCUGAUUUUUCCUCGAUCUGGUUGAUAUCUUUCCACUUUUUCAGCUCUUUUAUAAAAUCAUCAAAGCUCCAUUCUUGCCAGCACACUUUGUCUUUGAGUUAUUUCAGUUUUAUUGAUAUGCAAACGUCCGGAAUUUACGUCAUAUAUGAAUAAUGACUGAUACAGUUAAAUAUCAUGAAAUAAAAAGGUUAAAUGAUGUUUACAUGUAGGUAUGUAAUACUUCCACAACUGCAAACUUCAUUUUAAUGUAUAAACUCGAUAGUGAAUACGAUAUACAUACAAACUUUCACUUUAAAUCAUUAUGCAUUUGUUAGUAUACGUAAAUUCCGGAUAUUUGCACACCAAACAAACUGAAAUAUCUCAGAAACAAACUGAGCAAACGAAAAUCUUCAAAAUAAGUUAUUUUAUUUUUUCUUGCGGUCCGAAAUCAUAUUUUCCUUUUUUUUUGCAAUCUGAUUGGCUAUACGCGAUCGGUUCGUAUGAGCCCGUACGGACCGCGCGAGAUUUAAAGCCGUAGAGCCAAUGUUUUUAUUUUUAAAAAUUUAAAGAAGAGUUUAAAGGCUACUUUUUAAGACAUUAAAAUGUUUGCAGACGAUGAAGAACUCAGUGAAAGUGAAUUAAAAGGUACUUUGAAUCAAUAUACGAGACAAGAGAAAUUGAAAACAUACCUGCCAAAGAAUUAAUCAAUCUUGAGCGAUGACAGUGACUCGGACUAAAUAUAACCUUUUUGAGGUUUUUCUGUUAGAUUUGAUUCCUUUGUAAUAAACUUCCAUUGGAUAUUUAUAUAUUUUAACGAUUUUUGUUCGCUUGAAAAGUGCUUGUAUUCAGAAUGUUUCGUUUUUGAAUUUUUUUAAAUAAACAUAUCAGGUGACUUCCUUAUUUGGCAGCUUCAUUCGCGUGCGGAGGGGAGGUUGGGGAAAUUCAGAGGGGGGAAUUAAAAAAAUAAAAAUAUUAUUUACCGGUAUGGUCGGUCCGUAUAGAGUUAGGUGCACUUUAAAGUGAGGUGAAUUAAUUUUGAUCCAGUCCAAGGACUGAGUUAAUUUUGAUCCAGUCCAAGGACUGGAUCAAUAUACUUCAUCAGGUAUCCAGUAUUAUCAUAUAAACAAAAUAAAGCAAUAGGGUUGGCCAAUUUAUUCAUGAACUAGAAAUACAUGCAUGCAACAACCCCUCGGUCACAUUUUCCAAAAUUGUUUCAACAUGAAGUACUUUAAUAACGCCAACACGUCAUGUCAACCAUGGCAACACGAUCACGGCAAAAAUAAAUUAAUGUUUUACACUUUUUUAAAAUUAACCACAGAACUAUUACCCUGGGUGCCAGAGGUUCUUCCACGCUCGUAGGGGGGAUAAUGAGGGAUACACGAGGAUUCAAGCUGGGCGGCGGCGAGCGGGAAGAACCUCUGGAACACUUCUAUGGCUUUUACUGUUUUAACUGUCUCAUGUCAAUCAAACGUUAGCCAAUAGGACACGUACUUAUUUUUGACUGAUGAUGAUUUGGGCAUGUUCAACCGAACAUUUGAGCGAUGGAAAUUGCGACAGAAUGUGUCAAUUUCAAAACAAAAAAUUAAAAUUAGCGAGUCGUUAUAGUAAAAUAAACCGAAUAAUAUUAUAUGGCCGCAUGGCAUUAGACCGUAGACCUGUUAAAAGUGUUACAAAAAAGCAGAAACGAGUAUUGUCGAGUUUGUGGUGAAUUUGUUAUUCACAGUGGGUAUUUUAGUAUAUACAGUAAGGAUCGUCGCCUCGGUAGAUUGAACGUUGAAGCAUAAUUUUCUUGUAAAACCAAUAUUUGCCGUCCAAGGCCCUGUUUAUAUGGAGGCGAGUUAAAUUGGCGAACAAAAGUUAUCUAAUGAGUAAUGAUUUGUAUGUAUUUUUAAACAAUAUAUUAUAUUUCAAAUGCAAAGCACAUACAUUUAGGGACCGACCGUUUAUUACAUCUCAGGGGAGGCGGUGGUUUUUUUAAAAACAUCAAUAAAAUAUGCACCCCCCUAUAUUUUUUGGAAAUGAAAAAAUGACCCCCCUGGUCUAACUAUAUAGAUUAAAAAUAUACCCCCCCCCCCAAUCGCACUAGGCAUUUCUAGGCAUCAAACCUCAGUGCAUCAUUUAUUCGAAUUACUAGGCCUCGUGAUGAGGAAGUGCUAAUAGAAAAACUGGGCACUAGUUCAUUGAACUAUAAAUAAACUGCUAUGAUGAAGGCCUAUGAUUUGAUGAAGCCAAAAUAGUUUUUCUGAGUUAUGAGCAGAAAUACUUUAUCCCAAACGUUGGGCGGUGUGGAAAUUUCAAGACUUCAGCGAAAUAUUUAAAAAAUGCAAAAACAACUGCAAAAUGGAAAAUUAUCAGCAAUUAUUUUUGUAGUUUUUCAAUAUUUCCCUUUUAGCUAAAGUCUUGAAAUUUCUACACCAAAUAGCGUUUUUCAAUAGCUUCAACUUGAUAUAUAGCCCAACGUUCAGUGUUGAGUAUUCCUGCUCAUAACUCACCUAACUAAAAUGCACUGGCUUCAAUUCCCCCCCCCCCCGAGUUAGCCUUCCAGUUUAUUUAUAGUUCAAUGGUUUAGCCUCAGUGGGUUUAGCCCUGUUUGACAAGAUGGCUGCCGCCAAAUUAUCAUUCCGUUCAGCGGAGUCACUAAGAUUAAGAACAAUUGAACUAAACUUUGAACUAAGAGUUCAAUGCUAAGAAUUAGAUUCCAGUCUUCUCUAUGCAAAAAUUGCACACAAUGGCGCAAUAUUGCUUGAUUAGUUUGUAUUUGUCUUUCUUUCUAUCAAAUUCAAAAUUAAAUGGUAGAUAUAGUUUGAAUAUCUCAUAAAGUCAUUUUAAUAUGUAAGAAUCGUUCGCAAUUUCAAAAUUUAACCCCCCCCCCUUUCCUUUUGGGAAACAAAAAGCUACCCCCUAAAAUAGCCAUAUUUAAAAAAUUAACCCCCUCAACCCCUGAGACGUAAUAAACGAUCGGUCCCUUGUACACAUACAUAUUUCGAUCUCGGGCGGCCGAGUUAACAAAUACCCGAACAUCUUUUGUUUAUAAUAUGGUAACUAUUCAUCUCGCCGAAGGCAAUAUCUCGCCUCUUUCUGCCGGGAACUCGUCACUGGCGAGUUUAUACCGACUACAUCGUCAUGUCAACAGUUCCUCGGCUUUAUAAUAUAGCCGGGAUCUUGUCGUUGACGAGUAUAAACUCGACUUGCCGGGUAAUUCGCCUCGAUAUAAAUAGGCCUAUAAAGACUCCCAUCUUGUCUUGACAUGCUUGAUUUGACUAGACAGACACGCACACGAAAUUCCCUCUUGGCAAUAUAGCAAACAUGUCAUUGAGUUUUGUAACACCGUCCAGUAAAAAAUUUCAAAAUCGAAUCAACCACGACCGAGUUGUUGAAAACCUCCCGCAAGACUCGCAAAACUAGAGGCAUAUAUAUUUACGCCUGACUAUAUUAUAAAUAUAAUAUUAUAUUUUUACAACAGCGUAUGCCUGAACGGAUUCUGAACGAUAAUAUUUUGAAGGAUAUACGGUUCAAACAGCCAAUGAAAGUCAUUGUUUUAACAAGUCCCUGCCGUUAACCAAUUAACACAGUGAUCCAGAUUCUGGAUCACUUCACACAUCACAUUAAGCAUCGUGAUUGGUGCGGCUCGAUCUGAGAAACCAUAGAAGUGUUUCAGAGGUUCUUCCCGCUCGCCGCUGCCCAGCUUGAAUCCUCGUGUAUCCCUCAUUAUCCCUCUUACGAGCAUGGAAGAACCUCUGGCACCCAGGGUACAGAACUAUCGAUUUCUAACAUAUAUAAAAUAGGUAUGAUUGUUUGUGAUGUUACUCUGAGUGUAUAUUCAAACCGAGCAAGCUUGAAAAAUAUGCCUGGCCACGGUGGGAAUCGAACCUACGACCUAUGGCAUACUAGCCCAAUGCUCUGCCAACUAAGCUACGCGGAAAGGUCGGUUCGAAUAUGUGAUAUUUCGGACCUGAGUCUAGUUCCUUCGAUAUCAAUGCAAUCUAGUAAUCAAGAUAUUUUCUGUGUUGGCGUUGUGUACUCAGGUGAAUAUGAUUUGUUGUCAUGUUAUUCUGAGUGUAUCCACACCGGGCAAGCUUGAAAAAUAUGCCUGGCGACGGUGGGAAUCGAACCUACGACCUUUGGAAUAUACUAGUUCAAUGCUCAAACAAUCAUAUUCACCUGAGUACACAACACGAACACAGAAAAUGUCAUGAUUACUAGACUGCAUUGAUAUCGAAGGGACUAGACUCGGUUCCGAAAUAUCACAAACUCGAACCGACCUUAUCAGAGCAUUGGGCUAGUAUUCCAAAGGUCGUAGGUUCGAUUCCCACCGUGACCAGGCAUAUUUUUCAAGCUUGCCCGGUGUGGAUAUACACUCAGAGUAACAUCGCAAACAAUCAUAUUCACUUGAGUACACAACACCAACACAGAAAAUAUCAUAAAGUAGGGAUGUUAUUUUGCUUUGUAUGGGCUUUAUUUUUAUGCAAUAUUCAACACGAAACGCUUCGUAAAACGUGUCUAAUACGUUAUACCUAAAAUAAAUCACUAUGAUUUGUUGAACCCGAUAACUUGAUCAGAUAUUGAUAUAUUUCACUUAUACCAUUAGAGUGAUGUUCUAAUGAUUCCUAUGUUAUUCCGUUAAAUUUAUUUUAUUCCCAUUUUCAAUUUACAGGUGUCAAUUCUACGGUAGGUCUGGAAUAAUAUUUUCAACGAUUGAAUAAAUGCUUUAUAGAUCUAAUUGCAAAUCAUCAUCAUCACUAUAAUUAGCAUCAUUAUUAAUUUACUAAAGUAGGUUUACCAACUAAAUAAUUGUGCGUGAGAAGUAGAAAGAAAACGUUGAAAAUACAGCUGGGUAAGUUGGGCUGGAAUAUACAGACAUUCAGCAUCACAUCUCUUUUACCAGGCUCUCAUUUCCGUUUCCAUCCAAUUGCGUUUUACUGACUUCACAAACGAGAAUGUGAUACCAGCAGUGAACAUUACUGCCGCGAAUGGAACCACAGCCUUCCAGUUCCUCCAACAGGCAGCUCAACAAAAUCCAUGUUAUCUUUCUCAAUAUAUAACAUAUCCAAAUCUUGGUCAUUACAUCACAACCAUAUGCUGUGUAGCACAAAACACGACGUCUAACUUCUACUGGUUCGUCUACAUUAAUAACGCACUCUCGCCAGUUGGAGUGGAUGGUCUGAUACCAAACAAUGGAGAUAUCCUUAGGUUCGAGUACCGGUUUAUAAACUCUACUGAUGGAAACCAUACAGAAACCUCUGCGGCUAAAAGUCCUAAAGUAGGUACGUUAUUCAAAUAUCGGUACAAUUUUUGGAGGGGGACGAUUUUAAAGUGCUAUUACUAGGUAUAUGACAAUGGUGUGAUUUUAUCUAAUAAAUACCAUGCAUAUUGUGCGAGAAAUUGAAAACUUGAUCGCACUAUGGUAUCUAGAUUUGCUUCAUGGAAGAUUGUGCGUCGUGAAAUUAGCCUUUAAAUUAAAUAGAUUGCAGGCCUUUGCAUUGGUGGUUUGCAAUCAAUCCAUUGAAGCUUAUAAGACAAAGAUACGGCGCCCAUGUUGAAUGAAAAGCAGCUCCAAACAAAAUAGCUGCCAAGUACAUUUUUUGUUAGCGUUCUUCCAACAUGGCCGACCUCAAGUACAAACCAAGAAAUGUGCUUGCAUGAAAAUUAAUAUUUCACACAUCUGCUGCAUGGGAACAUAGUUUCCCGGUAUGCAGAGUAAACCACACUGCAUGCGACCACUAGACUGCUUUAUUGAUGUUUGUAGAGUUCCCGAGCUCGUCAUCAUUUGGAAAAUAUUUUGUGGGUGAAAUUCGGUGAACAAAAUUUGUCGCGCUGCAGGUUGGAAAAGUCCGUAUUGCAUGGGGAAACCAAUAUGGUCAUAAGAAUAACAUUCAUUUUUUCAAUAUUAAUGUUUUAUUCUUGUAGGAAAACAAGAUUCAAUGCAAAUGGUAAGUUAUCGUGCAAGGUAGGCUUUCUUGUCCACAACUGAAACGCGAAUCCAAAGAGGAUCGCCAAAAUUCCUGUUGUGAAAGUGAAAUGAAUUUGAAAGAUACUGAUAAGGAUUAAAUUAAAUUAAGGAAAAUAAAAACCAAACAAGUAAGACAUGGAUAAGAAAACACAGUCGGUAUUAUAUUCUACUAAACUGAUGGUUGAACUCCACUGCAAAUAUAUUGUAUUAAUGUAUUCGUCGAAAACAAAAUGGAUAUCCGGAUAUCUUUCGGAUAUCCUGUUGAAAAACAAGGAAUUUUUCAUAUGCUCUACUGCAGUAUAGGUUUUAAAGUUAAUUCAGUUCACUAUUUUAUUCAGAUUUUUACUUUCUCAGAUUUCCGUCUCAGUCAAACUUACGUUCACUAAUUAUCCCAACCCAAAUGUCCAACCUCCAGAACAAGUGAUUGCCGCAAAUGGAACAACAGCUUUUGAAUUUCUUCAACUUGCCUCACAACUCAACCCUUGCUAUCUUUUCAACUACACACAGUUCAGUUUUGGCCGUUACAUUACAACGAUAUGUUGUAUCGAAGAAAAUAAAGCAACACAAUUCUAUUGGUUUAUUUAUUUAAAUGGUAUACCCUCUCCAGUUGGAGCUGACUUGCUCAAGCCGAAGAAUGGAGAUACCCUGACCUUUGAGUAUCAGAUGUCGACAAAUACUGAUCAUUCAACCUCAGCCCCAACACCCCGCAGUGCCACACCCCGCCGUGCCACACCCCGCAGUGGCACACCCAUUAUAAACCCAAAACCAACUGGAAAAGGUCAGCAGAUGCCUGCUGCAAGUUUGAACGUAUUCAUUUCGAUGGCAAUUGGAAUCCUAGCCCAGAAAUUCUAGGACCUUCGAUCAUUUUCAGUUAAUACUUUUUAGUAACUUCAAUAAUAUGUUUACUUACAUUUUGUCAUAUUAUUAAUGAAUUAGAAUAAACUUACGUGUAAGACAUACGCACGUCUAAAACAUUGCCCAUUAGCAAUUAGUAGUAGUUGAAGUGUAAAAACGAUUAUUUCCCGUCGAUGGCUGUUAAGUAUGUAUUAAUUAUCAUGUCACCUGGCUCUUAUAGCCGUAUAAUCAAGAUA